AUGAACGUCGAACUCACCACGGACGCAGAAGUGGCUUGCGUUUCUAUGAAACCUAUGAAACGACCACCCUUCUGGCCCGAGAAGCCCGCCUUGUGGUUCGCCAAAGUAGAAUGCCAGUUCUACAUGAGUAGGAUAACUAAAGAUAAUACCAAAUUUACAUACAUAAUUUCACAUCUUGACGGGAAAUAUGCUGCGGAAGAAGAUAAAUAA
Messenger RNA from Acanthoscelides obtectus, 210 nucleotides. The record is from the annotation of a GenBank genome assembly. NCBI's taxonomy places the organism in Eukaryota, Metazoa, Arthropoda, Insecta, Coleoptera, Chrysomelidae.